This is a messenger RNA of Symbiodinium pilosum, 2020 nucleotides long. NCBI's taxonomy places the organism in Eukaryota, Dinophyceae, Suessiales, Symbiodiniaceae. The record is from the annotation of a GenBank genome assembly.
GGGCCGCCUCAUGUCAUGGGUGGCCAGAAACUCCAAAGGAUUCCAGGUACUGCUGCUUCUGGGGGCGCUGUCGGGCCUACGACACCUGGCCUUGCCGGUCUCCGCCUUCGUCAGCGAGCGCUCGCUAGGUUCCUCACAAGCUUGGAAACUCAGAUACACGCGAGUCCCUUCGCGAGUCUGCGUAACAGCGAUCCGUGCGGAAACCGCUGACCUUGAAAACAUGCGAAAGCGUGAACUUAUUGAGCUACUAACAAGCUAUCAUGUAGAUGCUGCUGGCCUCACGAAGCCAGAGCUGGUACGGCGUAUCAGGGAACUGGGAACCAGCUCCGAGACGAGCAGCCCGAUUAGCCAGGCUGUUACACCGUCCAUGUCUCAACGGGAAGUCGCAGAAAUCGCCAUGGAUGACUGGCAAAAUGCGACCACUGUGGGCUUUGACUGCAAGUCGGGCAGACAUGUUGGAAAUGGUGUGGAGUUUGAUAUCAUUGGACCUUCAGGUCAAGUGGAGCAUCGUGUGAGAUUCUCUGAAGAUUGGCCUCCUGUGUGCACCUGCGCGGAUGCUAGAGCGUGGGGUAGCCAGUUGCGGUGCAAGCAUGUCUGUAUGAUCCUAGUCAAGUGCGGGGUCCCCUAUGCGGCAGUUGCUGAUGGCGACUGGAAACCCGGUGAGAUGGAAAUCAAGAGCAUCGUGAACCACAUGAAAGGGAAAUGGACGCCCAUUCCUUUGCAGGCUUUGGCAAGUAGCUCCUUGCAGCAAGACGAUGCCGCGCGUGACUUUGCAGAGGGGCUGCUGCUUGGCUGCUUUGAGAGCGUCAGGCCGCGCCGGUUCUUAUCGUUCGCCCAGAGAACGCUGCUGCUUGCCUGCAUGUGCGAGGCUUCCCUCUCGGCUGCAGUGGCAGCUUUCAACGUUCGGUGGGCCUCUGAGCUAAGGCGGCAGCUUGCGGUGCCACCGACGGAGCUGACGCUCGGGCUACCGUCAACCUUGCACCCGGCGGCGGCGACCGGUCCACAUCCCACACGCCUCUGGGAGUUGCCUGGUGUGGCUAUCUCGGACUGUGCUGUUAGUGUGACCUUCAUGGCCAUCAAUCUCCAGCUGCAUAAGUUGAGGCCAUUCACGGAGGGUUGGUGCGUGGAUCAGGAUGAGGCGGCCGUAGUGGAGGCUGACCCUGAUGAUGAGGAGCGCAUGAACUUCCUGUCGAGCUUUGUAUCCGCAUGGAUGCCUGCACGGCAAUUUGCCAUUCUUAGUGACUCGCAGUACUGGCGGGGCUUCCUGCAUCGGCUUGAUGUACCAACUUCAGGCCUGAUCCUGACGGCUACCACACAUGAAGCCUUCUAUGAUUUGCGGCUCCAACUCUCUUCUGGCAGUCUUGCGAGAGUGUAUCAGGUGCUUUGUCAUGGAUGGCUCCAUGGUCGCAGCCAUGUGCAUGCGGCUGUGCACUGGGUCAGUGACGGCCGGACCACCAGCAGCUCCAUCAGCCCGUUUGGUCGCCCCUCUUCCACAGGAAUGCGAUUGUCUGGGCUUUUCAUGAUGGAAUUGCAGGCCUUGAGUCUGUUCAUGAUGCGCAUUGCCACAGGCCGCAAGCAUCAAAUUAGAGUGCACGCUGCCCACAUUGGGGCUGCAGUUGUUUGUGAUGGCCGGUACUCUGCGCUGGAAACCUUCCUAGUUGACCGCACAUGGUGUCCAAGGAAUUUCUUGCACCGUUCCCACCUUUGUUUUGCCGUGGCCAACCGGAAGGUUGACGUUGAACACGAGUUGCCCAAAGACUUGGCAAUGGCUCUUCGUGUUUGCAUGAGGCAGCGAGAGAAAACAAAGAUGCAGGUGUGUCAGCUGUCAGCCGCGAGUGAGCACUUGCUUUGUUUGCUCGUACCCGUCGACCUGAUGCCAGCUUACCGAGCUCAGCCGGCCUUACGACAAAGCUGCGGAGGCAAGCACUUGCUUGGACGCAUAUUUUCUCAGAUUUGCAGGCACGUCGUUCGGUUGUUCUGCUCUGCAGGUUCUGGGCAAGAUUGCUCAGAUCAGGGCUGA